This is a messenger RNA of Dunckerocampus dactyliophorus (ringed pipefish), 3004 nucleotides long. RefSeq names its product baculoviral IAP repeat containing 7 (gene birc7). Bases 120 to 1379 code for a protein of 419 amino acids. NCBI's taxonomy places the organism in Eukaryota, Metazoa, Chordata, Actinopteri, Syngnathiformes, Syngnathidae. Gene Ontology annotation, molecular function: ubiquitin protein ligase activity; cysteine-type endopeptidase inhibitor activity involved in apoptotic process. Gene Ontology annotation, biological process: negative regulation of apoptotic process; positive regulation of protein ubiquitination; regulation of cell cycle. Gene Ontology annotation, cellular component: nucleus; cytoplasm. The record is from RefSeq and is a predicted model, not a curated record. The transcript has 7 exons.
GUUUUUUUCCAGAAUGUAGUUUCCCAUAGACCACCAUGCAGGCCCCCACACCGCAUCAUAUCUGAAGUGGUGCGCUUCACUUGCUUUCGAUUUGUGCUCCACUAUGGACCGUAGAAAGGAUGCCCGGCACAGCACAAACACAGACAGGAACCCCUUCACGCUCCAGAAUGACAGAUGACAGAAGCACUAUGCUGUACAUCCUUGAAGAACCUCAGAUGCGGAGAGAAGGCGAGAGGCUUCGAACAUUUCAAACCUGGCCAACAGAUGCUCCUGUCACAUCUGGAGACCUGGCCAAAGCAGGAUUCUUCUUUUUAGGUCAAGGAGAUAAAGUCCAGUGUUUCUGCUGUGGUGGGGUUUUAAGAUGUUGGGUACACGGGGACAGCCCCACUGCCGAGCACAAGAGGCAUUUCCCCACUUGCAGCUUCAUACUAGGCCGAGCUGUGGGAAACAUUCCACUGCAAGGUGGCUCGUCGGAUUCUGUGGACGGACAGCUUUUGAGCCAACUCCAGAGGAUGACCAUGGACGACCAGGGGACGGCAGGACAAGCAGUCUAUCCCGAGAUGGAAGCAGAGGAUUCCCGGCUCACUACCUUCCACAACUGGCCCACGGAGGCUUCAGUCCAGCCGGAUGUUCUUGCCAGAGCUGGAUUUUUCUACACAGGUCACGGCGACAACGUCAAGUGCUUCUACUGCGAUGGAGGGCUGAGGAACUGGGAGCCGGGAGAUGACCCUUGGCAGGAGCACGCCAAGUGGUUCCCACGUUGCGAGUUUUUAAUCCAGUCAAGAGGGCAGGAAUAUAUUAGCAACAUCCAGGAUGCUCAUUUUCAUCUGGGUGAGACUGUGCCUGUGGGUGGCUCACAGGUGUCCACAGGCAGAGAAGUUGGCUCCAGAAAUGAUUUGGUCGGGAGUUUGGCAGCGUCGUCAGCCAUGCUCUCCCCUCUGGUGCAGACAGUGCUCCAGAUGGGCUUUGAAGCCAACCUGGUAGAGAGUCUAGUCCAGACCAAGUACCUUUUGACAGGCCAACACUACUCUCAUGUGUCUGAUCUGGUUAGUGAUGUGCUGCAGGCAGAAGAGGAGGACAGGCAGAGAAGGCCGCAGAGCAGAGAGCCUGAUGAGGGGCAAGGCCCGGGUGCUGGAAUUGUGGGGACCCUAACACCCCUGAGGGAGAAAGUUCCAUCAGGGAGGGAGCCCAGUCCUGAGGAGCUUCUGAGGCAGCUGCAGGAGGAGAGGACCUGCAAGGUGUGCAUGGACAAGCUGGUGUCCAUCGUCUUCAUCCCUUGUGGUCAUCUGGUGGUAUGUGGCGAUUGCGCUGCCAGCCUGCGUCAUUGCCCCAUCUGCAGAGCUGUCAUCAGAGGCAGCGUCCGUGCCUUCAUGUCCUGAGAGUGCGGGGGGUGGGAUGCUAUCCAGGGCCUGCAUGAGAGACUUUUGACGUUUUCACUUGUGGUUUUCCUUUGCAGGCUGCUGGUUUUGUCAACAUUUACUAAAUAUUAUCUAUGCUAAACAUUUUAAGCUGCUCGGUCUGCACGGUGAUCGUUAAUGUGGAUUUGACACAGAUUUCUACUAAAUGACACAAGAGCAGAGAAAGAGUUUUAUUAAGCACAGUUCUGGAAAAGGAACAUACACAGUCCGAUCACACUGGGGUAUUGGGAACACUGGGCACAAAAUGGAAGUGAAAAUAGAACACUUUUUAUACAAAGAUAAAGAAAUAUCUACAUAGAUGUGCCAUCGUUUUAUGCCAUUGCAUACAGAACUGUUUGAAACUAUUCCAGUCGCCACGGUUUGGGACGCUAUAUUGAAACAAAAUGCAAGACUUUUAAUUGAUACCGAGUAUGACACAAUGCACACACUAGUUUGUCAAGUAGGUGUGUGUAAGUUCACAAAAAUAACUGCCUUUGGAGACCAGUCACAGCCAAUGCAGUUCACGGUAUUUAUUUUGAAUGAUCCAAUGUGAUAUGUUCAGACCACCUGGCAGUGAGAAUAUGACUGGAAUCUGAUUACCAGCCAUAUAGCUGUAUGUGCUAAAAAUAGACACAUUUGUUCACAACUCUUUUGCUCCUGAAAGCACUUCAGCUUUAGUAGUUAAGAAAAAAAAAAACAACUAAAAACAGCAUAACUCCUUAACAUAAACAAAGUGCUGAAAAAAUAUUUAUUGCAUCUGAUUUUGAGACGUCAUUUCUUUAAAAAAAGAACACUGGUUUAUUAAAAAAAACAAAACAACUAAAAACCGUCUGUUCUUGCACAUGGACACUGUAAACACCAGAGGGCAGUAAGGCAACAGUGGAUUCUCUCCCCCUAAAAUGACUUUUAGCACAUUUAACAUGAUCAAAGAAAAGUGCAUUCUUUUAAGGGAGGUAUGACCCAUGCGUCUCCAUCUUGACUGAUGAAGUCAGAUCCAGGUAUGACAUAUAACUGCUCAGUAGAAACACUACAGCUACAAGCAGGGGUGCCUCCAAGGGAUUUUGGGCUCCACCAAAACAACAGACUAAUACUGUUUUCUUUCCCUGUCAGUCAUGGGCCCUUACAAUCAGCAGCGCUUUUCUCCCCCUUAUAGCACCCCCGGCUACAAGGUAAACCACUUGAUAUGCAACCAGUAAAGGAGUGUUGUCGUUCCAUUGUUUGAUAGGUUAUACACAUAUACGUACAGUAUGCACUGUAUGCAAAACAUGCUUAAAACACCAGAUUCCAAGUGUUGAACUGGCAUUGGACAGUACUCAGGUAUAGGUAAUUUUACAUCCAAUUGUACAAUGAGGAUGAAGCGGUAUAGAAAAUGGAUGGAUGGAUGGAUGUACAGGUUUCCUAACAUGAGCUAUUUUUGAUGUUUCUUGACUGUCAACAAUAUGCCGAGCAUGUAUAACAAUCCCAUGCACAGCUUCCAAGCACUAUGUCAAACACAAAGACCUGACACUUCAGUGACGAUGACUUGGCUGUUUGUGAAACUCUUCACAAACUUUGAAAGACCUUUGAAAUAAAACUUUGAAAACUUGCAUGCCAUAACUUUAGCAUUG